AUGUUGGCUCUUUUGCUGCCACCCCGCCGCCGCAGUCUGCAAUCAAUCGCGUCAACUAUGCUGGCCAGCCGGCGCAUUGCUAACAAACUACGAGACACGACCUAUUCACAGUUGAAGAUUGCACAUCACUACGAUACGAGCGACGAAAAAAGUGGCGCAUGUUCCGUAAUCACACUACACGACGAACUUCGAGCACCGUUCCAUUCGUCGAAGGCGCCACUUAACUCCAAACGCACAAAGAGAGCCCGAAACUACCUUUUCUUCGACGGCGAGGUUGACUGACAACUCAACGAGAACGACGACGAAGAACAGCACUUGUUGAGCAGCGAACAUUGUGAAAAAAGCAUGAGAAAAUUCUGCUACAUAACAGGGACUUGCUUGGAUUACGG
Messenger RNA from Cylicocyclus nassatus, 389 nucleotides. The record is from the annotation of a GenBank genome assembly. Lineage: Eukaryota; Metazoa; Nematoda; Chromadorea; Rhabditida; Strongylidae.